Messenger RNA from Ostreococcus tauri, 2013 nucleotides. Its product is annotated as Serine/threonine-protein kinase, active site. NCBI's taxonomy places the organism in Eukaryota, Viridiplantae, Chlorophyta, Mamiellophyceae, Mamiellales, Bathycoccaceae. Gene Ontology annotation, molecular function: protein kinase activity; ATP binding. The record is from RefSeq and is a predicted model, not a curated record. The coding region runs from base 1 to 2013 and encodes 670 amino acids. The transcript has a single exon. Gene Ontology annotation, biological process: protein phosphorylation.
AUGUCGCGAUCGAGGCGACACCCUCGAGGCGACAAACUUUGCGUGCCUCGAAGCGUCUUUCGACGGCGUUCAGCGGGAGACGCAAACUCCCGAGGGAUGCGACUAUCAUCGUUUCUACCGCCGCUUAUCGUCGCACUUGUCGUUCUCUCCCACCCGCUGGAAGUUCUCGCGCAAGUAUGUCGCGAAUGCGAUGACGCGACUCGCCCGUGCGCUUCGUGCACGGUGGACGUCACGUACGUCACAGAGCCCCUUCCAGUCGAGGCAAACGCGACAACGGUAGAGGAAAGUUUGUUUCUCGGUAGUUUCGUCUUGAAGAGCGUCCGCCCGGAGACGCUCGCGAGUUGGCAGGUCACAUGGAGCUUUCCAGACGGGCAGAGUCUGUAUAACGGUGUAACAGAUGCGGUGCUGAUCAAUCCUGGUGGCCCGGGCGGACAACCCGCGCGCGUUGUCAAUCGUCUGGACGCAACAGUUGACAAAGCUGAGCAGAAAUUUUCGUUUGUCGGUCACGCGGAGGACGGGCAAGACGUCUUGGGUGCGACACGCAUUCGAGUGAACGGCGUCUUGUGCUCGCAAGCAAACGCCGAAAACAUUCAAGUGAGUUUCACCGAUGCAUCGUGCCUUGUUCGCGAGUGGCGUUUUUGCUGCGGGAGCAAAAUCAUGCCUCCAUCACCCUCUCCGCCGUUUCCGCCACCCGCGCCGCCAUUGGAGUCACUCGCGCCUCCAGUCGUCGUUCAGCGCGGAGCUUUGUCGUCUGCGGCGCAAAGCUCAACUUCUUGGCUGAGAAACGGCAGUACCAUGAGCGCGCUCGUCGUGGCCUGUAUCAUUUCCCUGGUUUUGACGAUUGAAGUUUGUCGUAGAGUGCGGUCGUUUAUCGCCGGAGAAGAAGCGCCGCUCGCAGACCUCGACCUGGAAGAUGUCUUUGCUCCAAAGCGCAAGAACACGCUCCUCCUCCCGGGGCAGUGCUUCAAGGCGAGAUCGGAUGAUUUAGAAGGCAUCGUGGUACAAGACGACGACACCGCACGUAUGAACGCCGGAGUUUUGCACAGACAUGAUUUAUUCAAUGCGUCGUUUGCGACAUACGUAGAGAACGCCGGCGAUGUGAUUGAGGAGACGUCGACGGGCGAAGACGUCGUCGAGAUUCAACUGAGCAGCAUCAAACUAGGGAGAUUGCUCGGACGAGGCGCACACGGUGCGGUCUAUGCUGGCAAGUGGAACAAGCGAACUGUUGCGGUGAAAAAGUUGCAUGCGAUGUCGAGCGUUCCUCAGAAUGAUUUAAAGACGUUCGUUCGAGAGGUGCAGGUACUGUCGAAAAUUGCGCAUCCCAAGAUAGUUCGUAUGUUUGGAGCAUGCCUCAAACAACCGCAUCUGUGCAUCGUGGAAGAAAUGAUGGAUGGCGGAAGUUUGCACACGCUCUUACACGAAGAUAAACGUCUUACGGAUCUCGAUGACAUCGCGCGAAUCGCCAUGGAUGUUGCACUGGCGAUGAGUUAUCUACACUCAGAGCAUAUCGUGCACAGAGACCUCAAAUCUCAUAAUGUUCUGCUCAACUCGCACGGCGCCAAAGUCGCUGAUUUUGGCAUCGCGCGAGCUCUAGAGCAGACAAUUGGACAGACGCUCGGUACGAAAACGAACGCAUCAGGAGCAAUCGGCGGAACGCCGGCGUACAUGGCGCCUGAGUGUUUUCAUGGAGAUGUCGAGGCGGUGACGACAAAGUGCGAUGUGUACUCGUAUUCAGUGCUCUUGUGGGAGAUGCUAUCGCGUCGCGUUCCGUGGGAAGAGUACGCAAAUCAUAUGCAGAUAAUUUUCGCGGUAGCCAUUCAGUCUCAACGACUUCCGCUGGAUGUGCUAGGCGAAGACGACGUGGUGACGAGAACGCUCGUUGACAAAGUCAUGGUGCCCGCGUGGCAGACCGACCCCGACGCGAGACCGGACUUUCACGAAGUUGUGGAUGUGCUCAGAAAGCUCCUUAAUGAUCGAGUCGAAGCACGCGACGCGGUGAUGAAAGAAUGUUAA